Messenger RNA from Spea bombifrons (plains spadefoot toad), 1850 nucleotides. RefSeq names its product solute carrier family 30 member 1 (gene SLC30A1). Gene Ontology annotation, cellular component: membrane; endoplasmic reticulum; Golgi apparatus. The transcript has 2 exons. NCBI's taxonomy places the organism in Eukaryota, Metazoa, Chordata, Amphibia, Anura, Pelobatidae. Gene Ontology annotation, molecular function: zinc ion transmembrane transporter activity; calcium channel inhibitor activity. The record is from RefSeq and is a predicted model, not a curated record. Bases 253 to 1749 code for a protein of 498 amino acids. Gene Ontology annotation, biological process: detoxification of zinc ion; zinc ion transmembrane transport; intracellular zinc ion homeostasis.
ACGGUUUCGGGUGCAAAAGUUUGUGUUAUUUUCCUCCUCCGGACGUCAGAGAUGCCCAGUGAGCGAGAAGCAGUCAAGGCCGCAGCCGGUCUCCGGUCCUCACCUUACCACCCUCCCGGCUUUGAGACGCAGCCGCCGGACCCUUCCCCCCAGGCUGCCGGGCGCUAUCACCGCUGACCUUUGGACUUUCCGGCGGUGCGUGCCGUUUUUUACGCUGCAGGCCGUUAGUCGCCUUCAUUGUGGGCCGCCAAGAUGUGGGAAUCUAGUCGGGUGCGCCUGAUGUGCAUGCUGGGCCUAACAUUCGUCUUCUUCGUGGUGGAGGUGGUGGUGAGCCGGGUGACGGGCUCCCUGGCCAUGCUGUCCGAUUCCUUCCACAUGCUGUCCGAUGUCAUCGCUCUGAUAGUCGGCCUGAUCGCCGUGCGCUUCGCACAGAAGACCCACUCUACUGACAAGAACACAUUCGGCUGGAUCCGGGCCGGGGUGAUGGGAGCCCUGGUCAAUGCCAUCUUCCUCACCGCUCUCUGCUUUACCAUCGUGCUGGAGGCUAUCGAGCGCUUUACCGAGCCGCAAGCCAUAGAGCAGCCGCUGGUGGUGAUAGGAGUGGGGGCUGGCGGCCUCCUCGUUAACCUCAUCGGUCUGUGCAUGUUCCGUGACAGCGCCGGAGCUGGCCACGGACACUCUCACGGAGGAGGAGCCGGGGAUAGCGGCCAUGGACACUCACACGGAGCCAAGAAAAGCCACCGGAAUAGGGAACGGGCAGCCGGAGAUGGUGGUGCUAUUGAUCGCGAAGAGACCAAUAUCCUGGUGGAGAACUGCGGCAAUUCGCACGGGCUGGUGGUGCCGGGGAAACACGCAGAUGCGUUGGCCGAAAACGCUGUAGAGCAUCGCUUGAAUGGAAACGUUGUCGACAAUAACUCCGAAGACCUCCACGAAGAUGGCUCUCAACUCAACAUGCGAGGAGUAUUUCUGCAUGUGCUCGGGGAUGCCUUGGGUUCCGUUAUCGUCGUUGUGAAUGCUUUCAUUUUCUAUAUGGUGUUUAACCCUUGCCAAUCAGACGUUAACUGUGUUAAUCCGUGCAUUCAUGAGCACUGCACACAUCUCGAAGGAGUCAACCAUACCCUGGGUGUGCUGGCCAACAGCUCCGAGCAUCCAGAAAUCCAGCUUGCCGGACCUUGUUGGGUGCUGUAUCUCGAUCCCUCUUUAUGUGUGAUCAUGGUUUGCAUUCUGCUGUAUACGACCUACCCGCUUCUGAAAGAGUCUGCCCUUAUUCUUUUGCAAACCGUUCCUAAACAAAUUGACAUUUCUUCCUUGAAGAAGAAGCUCCGAAGCCUGGAAGGAGUGGAAGCUGUUCACGAGCUGCACGUCUGGCAGUUGGCAGAAAGCCGCAUUAUAGCGACGGCUCAUAUCAAAUGCCACGAUCCUACCGCUUACAUGGACGUCGCUAAGCGCAUCAAAGACUUCUUUCACGAUGAAGGAAUCCACGCUACUACUAUCCAGCCCGAGUUUUCCAGUGUAGAGUCGGGCUCUAGAAUAUCCCUUUGCGAACUGUCCUGUAGAACUCAGUGCGCCCCAAAGCAAUGCUGUGGAAGCACCGAAAAGAAUGCGUCGGGGAAGAAGUCUAGUGGUGGAACAGCCGCCAUUCCCAGCUUGGGAAUGAUCAGCGAAUCUCCCGAGCAUAAAACAAAAAGAACUAAUACUUCUGAGAAGUCUGCGCAUGAGCUCAAAAUAGACGUGGACUCCACCGUUUAACCCAUUUUAGCGAAGGCAUAAAAACUCGUGUCUACAGCUGGAGAAGAAACCAAGGGGAGCUCUUUCCUAGCAGCUUCAUUAAUAAAGUUGCUUUUUGGCAA